AUGUCCGACUUCAAGUCCAAGUUUCGCAACCUACCCCGCGCUGCGGGGCCCUUGAUUUGCCCAUACAAGGGAACAUCUCUCCUCAAAUCGUCGCAAUUCAACAAAGGCUCAGGCUUUCCGGACAAUGAGAGAUCAACUUUCAAGCUCCACAGUCUCCUCCCGCCAAACAUCCAGACACUGGACGAGCAAGUUCAGCGCGCUUAUCAGCAAUACAAAACCAGAGCGGAUGACCUUGCCAAGAACACUUUCCUAGCUAGCAUGAAGGCACAGAAUGAAGUGUUAUACUACAAGCUCGUGCAAACCCAUCUCAAGGAGAUGUUCAGCGUGAUAUACACACCCACGGAAGGAGAUGCGAUCCAGAACUACUCCCGGUUAUUCCGGAAACCGGAAGGGUGUUUCUUGACUAUCAAUGGCCAGGAUCACUUCGACGAGUAUCUCGCUGGGUUUGGAACUGAGGAGGAUGUUGAUUAUAUCGUCGUUAGUGACGGAGAAGAGAUAUUGGGUAUUGGGGACCAAGGUGUGGGUGCUAUCCUCAUCUCGGUUGCGAAACUGGUUAUUACCACUCUUUGUGCUGGAAUUCAUCCCUCGCGACAGCUUCCUGUUGUACUGGACUGCGGGACAGAUAACGAAGAGUUGCUCAAUGACGCACUCUAUCUAGGCCUCCGACAGCAUCGGAUCAGAGGGGAGAAGUACGAUGAAUUUGUGGAUAACUUUGUCAAGGCUGCCCGCAAAAGAUUCCCCAAGGCUUAUAUCCACUUUGAGGAUUUUGGCCUUAAUAAUGCACGGAGAAUACUCAAUCGAUAUCAGUCACAGAUACCUUGCUUCAAUGACGAUAUCCAGGGCACGGGGUGUGUCACACUCGCUGCCAUGUUGGCUGCCCUUCAAGUAAGCCAGGUCAAACUGGAAGAUGUACGAGUGGUCAUCUUCGGCUCAGGCACAGCUGGUACAGGAAUUGCGGACCAGAUUUCGGAUGCCAUCGCUACUGAGACACAAAAGUCGAAGGAUGAAGCAUCUAAGCAGAUCUGGUGCAUUGACAAGCCCGGUCUCCUUGUAAAAUCCCUUAGUGAUAAACUGACUGAAGGUCAGAAAUUAUUUGCACGAGAUGAUGACGGGUGGUCUGAAGAUGAUCGAGAUCUUUUGUCAGUCAUCAACAGAGUCCACCCCCAUGUACUUAUCGGGACAUCAACCCAGCCCGGAGCAUUCACUGCAGAUAUUGUUCGUGCGAUGGCCAGGAUAGUGGAACGACCUAUUAUAUUCCCCCUCAGCAAUCCGACACGACUCCACGAGGCGAAGCCGGUUGAUCUCUAUGAAUGGACUGAUGGGCGCGCCCUCGUUGCGACGGGCAGUCCAUUCCCGCCAGUGACCCACAAGGGCACGAAAUAUGACAUCGGCAUUGGCCUUGGAGCAGUCCUCUCGCAGUGCCGUCUCGUGUCCAAGAAAAUGCUAGUCGCCGCUGUGAAGGCACUCAAAGCGAGGUCACCAGCACUGAGAGACCCCAUCAAACCGUUGCUGCCCGAUGUGGAAGACGUGCGUGAAAUCAGUGUGGACAUUGCUGCGGCGGUGAUCUCGUGUGCUGUGGAGGAGGGACUAGCACAAGCGGAGGGCAUUCCUACCGACGACUCGGAGCUACGGGAGUGGAUUCGGAUCCAAAUGUGGGAGGCUGAGUACCGACCUCUGGUCUACGAGAACUAA
Penicillium digitatum Pd1 is the source of this 1692-nucleotide messenger RNA. The record is from RefSeq and is a predicted model, not a curated record. NCBI's taxonomy places the organism in Eukaryota, Fungi, Ascomycota, Eurotiomycetes, Eurotiales, Aspergillaceae.